Messenger RNA from Sorghum bicolor (sorghum), 1974 nucleotides. Its product is annotated as putative F-box/LRR-repeat protein At3g44810. Bases 245 to 1264 code for a protein of 339 amino acids. The record is from RefSeq and is a predicted model, not a curated record. Gene Ontology annotation, molecular function: protein binding. Lineage: Eukaryota; Viridiplantae; Streptophyta; Magnoliopsida; Poales; Poaceae. The transcript has 4 exons.
UCCGCACUUGGAUGCGUGCUGAUGGACCCACCGUUCAUCGAUGCCAUCAGGUGCAGUGCCCAUUUCUCUGCCCCGACUGGCCCUCUUCCGGUUCCUUCGCCUCCCUCGGCCUCCUGUCUCUCCGACUCCUCGCCGCUGGUGAACCUGCUUGCGGCUUCCAAAGGAAGGUGAGGUGGUACCCUCCAUCAUCUCCAUUCUUCUUUUCGCAUUGCCGAGCGCCCCCGCCCGCUGUCUGUUCGACGGAAUGCCUGAGGGGCCAGCGGCCAAGGAGCCGACCAGUCCGGCCGGCGCCGCCGCGGGUGACGCCUUCGCCGCCCUCCCGGACGAGAUACUGCAGCACGUGCUCUCCUUCCUCCCGGCGCAGCCGGCUGUGCGGACGUGUGUCCUGGCUCGGCGCUGGCGCCGACUCUGGGAGGGCGCGGCGGGCCUGCGCAUCACCGCCGCCAAUGCGCCCGAGCCGCCGUGCGCCCCGGACGACCUGGUGUCCUCGGGGGAGCUUCGGGAGUUUGUGGACCACCUGCUCCUCCUCCGUGGCGGCGCGCCGCUCGACAGUUGCGAGUUCUGGUUCGAUGUGCGCGACGACGUGGACGUGCCACACGUCAACCUCUGGAUCCGGCACAUCGUCCGGUGUCAAGUUCGGCGGCUCGUGCUCAGUAUCACCCGGGAGAAUGAUGUCAGGGGCCUUCAUUUUCAUGUCGACAACCUGCCUCUUGUCUCACGGCACCUGAGGAGGCUAGAGUUGUACGACACAAAAUUGAGUGACAGCUUCCUUGAUUUAUCAGGCUGUCCAGGACUGGAAGAUCUAUAUAUCGACAAUGGUGACUUUGGCAAUGCCAAGAGGAUCUCGUCUAAAUCUGUGAAGCACCUGAGUGUCACCAAUUCCUGCUUCAAUGAGCAGAUCCGCACUAUAAUUGAUGUCCCAAGUACUAUUUCACUGUGGCUAGAGAGCCCAUGGGACAGGACUCCUGUGCUUGGGAGCAUGCCAUUGUUAGCAGUGGCAUUUGUCAGAUUUGGCACCGAUUGUAUGUCGUUGGAUGAGUGCUAUAAUUCUGAAUCUGGGGACUGUGAUGAUGAGCACUGUCAAGGGUGUUAUGGCCUGGAAGGUGAUAAUUUUAAUGGUAGCACUGCCAAUGUCGCCAAAAACAACAAAUCAGUGCUUCUGAAUGGUUUAUCAGGAGCUAAGACUUUGGUCUUGACAGAUGAAUCUCAAAAGUUCAUUUUCAAACGAGAUGUGAAAUGGUGCCCCAUGUUCAGAAUGUUAUAGACUUUGCUACUAAAUGAAUAUUGGUGUGUGCCUCCAGACUUCCGUGAAUUAGCUUGUCUUCUUGAACACUCACCAGUUCUAGAGAAGCUCACUCUUCAAAUUUUUUUCCAAGGGACCUGAACAUAAGUUUGAAAUCAUUGGAAGCUACAGUCAGAUGGAGGGAUCUCCUGCAAUAUCAGAAAAUCUUAAGAUUGUUGAAGUCAAAUUUGAAGUAGCUGAUGAGGGAGUUCUGAAAGUUUUGUUCUUCCUGGAAACACUUAACAUAGAUUUCAAAUUUGACGAAGAAGAGGAGACUUUGGUAGAAGAUGUAUCUACUACUACCUCUUAAUUACUGCAUUAAGAAAUGGAAGGCUGAAUUUGCUCUGGCAAGGGUUCUGAUGUUUUGUAUGUGAACUUUUCAUGUUACUUCUGCUUGUAAUAAACUAGGACUACAACUUAAUCGGAAUCAGUAUGAGCUGUUUAGGCCAUUGAGAUGGUCCUAAUAUACUGCGCUAUGUUCGGUUUUGUAUCUAUCUCCGUUUAUGUGCCAAGGACAGUGCUUUACCGUUCUGUGGUACAUUAAACUUGUUGAUUGUCCUCCUAAUGAUCGAAUGUACUGUCCUUGGUCCACGGCUUUGUUCCUCGUCCUUUAUGGCUCACAUUGGCAAGUCGGUUCAUCGACGAACCUGUACUGUGCGAUUUGAAUGUGAGAUGGCGUGAAUUUGAGUUAA